Pseudomyrmex gracilis is the source of this 2573-nucleotide messenger RNA. It is a transcript of the gene bur, whose product is annotated as GMP synthase [glutamine-hydrolyzing]. Gene Ontology annotation, molecular function: GMP synthase (glutamine-hydrolyzing) activity; GMP synthase activity; ATP binding. NCBI's taxonomy places the organism in Eukaryota, Metazoa, Arthropoda, Insecta, Hymenoptera, Formicidae. Gene Ontology annotation, cellular component: cytosol. The transcript is spliced from 9 exons. Gene Ontology annotation, biological process: GMP biosynthetic process. The record is from RefSeq and is a predicted model, not a curated record. The coding region runs from base 175 to 2325 and encodes 716 amino acids.
AUUGUGGGGCGAUCGAAUGGCUGCCUCGUAUCACGUCUGUCCGUUCUGUUUCCUUCUGUGUGUAAUUAAUUUUACUUUAUUCAUCGAUCAUCACGAGCAGUGUCUUUGAUUGAACAAGUCGAUUUUGUAACAUAUAGUAAUAAUAAUUAUAUUACCAAACCAAAUCAUAUUGAGAUGGAAAAAAGUGCCGAUGGAUUGCUGUUUUGCACUGAGAGAAAUAAUGGUGUGGAUGAAGCAACUAUGAUCACUGACGAAAGAGUGGCUAUCUUAGAUGCAGGUGCACAGUAUGGAAAAGUAAUAGACCGCAAAAUACGCGAGUUAAAUGUUCAUAGUGAAAUUCUGCCGCUCGAUACACCUGCAUUUACACUUCAAGAGAAAGGAUAUAAAGCUAUUAUAAUCUCUGGAGGUCCUAGUUCAGUAUAUGCUGAAGAUGCACCUAGAUAUGACGCAGACAUCUUCCGAAUAGGAAUCCCUGUAUUAGGUAUUUGUUAUGGAAUGCAGAUGAUGAACAAAGAAUUUGGCGGCACCGUAACUAGAAGGGAGAAUCGAGAAGAUGGUCAAUUUCCUGUUGAAGUUGAUACUAAAUGCCUAUUAUUUAAGGGUUUAGAUAAGGAGCAAAUGGUACUGUUGACACACGGGGAUAGCAUAGACAGAGUGGCUGACUCUUUUCGUACCACUGCCAGAUCGUCAACUGGUUUCGUAGCUGGAAUAGCAAGCGAUAAAAUGAACUUAUACGGCGUGCAGUUUCAUCCGGAAGUAGAUUUAACACCGAAUGGAAAAUCGAUGUUACAUAACUUUUUAUUCGGUAUUGCUGGCCUUACGGGUAAUUACACGCUCCGCGAUCGAGAGGCACAAUGUAUUCAAUAUAUCAGAAACACUGUAGGCGAUAAAAAGGUUUUGUUAUUGGUGAGCGGAGGUGUGGACUCGUCAGUGUGCGCAGCUCUGUUACAAAAAGCAUUGAGCAAGGAGCAAGUUAUAGCGCUUCACAUUAAUAAUGGUUUUAUGCGCAAAGGAGAAACACAAUUUGUGGAACAGAGUUUAGCUCAACUGUGUGUCACGUUGAGAGUGGUAAACGCCGGCCGCUAUUUCAUGCAAGGCACGACGACAGUUCCGUUGGACAAUGUCACGCCCAUGAUAAACACUAACGUCACAAAUAACAAGGGAAUAUGCGGCACAGCGAGUAGCCCAAGAACCAGAUUAACUAAAAUGCUGUGCGAAACUACUAACCCAGAGGAGAAACGAAAAAUCAUAGGGGACGUUUUCGUGAGGGUCGCGAACGAGGCGAUGGCGGAAAUGGGAUUAAAGCCGGAAGAUGUGUUUCUUGGUCAAGGCACUCUCAGGCCCGAUCUUAUAGAAAGCGCAAGCACCUUAGUCAGUGGCAAAGCAGAUGCCAUUAAAACACAUCACAACGACAGCGAGCUUGUACGAGUACUGCGUGUAAAAGGCCAUGUAGUUGAACCGUUGAAAGAUUUUCAUAAGGACGAGGUGCGGCAGCUGGGAUGCGACCUUGGAUUACCAGCAACACUCGUCACGCGUCAUCCGUUUCCCGGACCCGGUCUCGCGGUGCGAAUCCUUUGCGCGGACGAACCUUACAUAGAAAAGGAUUUCUCUGAAACACAAGUCAUAGUAAAAAUAAUGGCGGAGUACGAACAGAUGCUGCAGAAAAAGCAUGCGUUGUUGAAUCGCGUGGAAGGCGCUACGACUGAAAGCGAACGUCAACAACUUCGAAGAGUCUCGAGUCAUCGUCACAUUGCUGCAACUCUCUUACCUAUUCGUAGUGUGGGAGUUCAGGGCGAUCGGAGAACUUACAGUUACGUUGUAGGAUUAUCUUGCGAGGAAACUGUUACUGAAGGAAUAGAAUGGGAAGACAUGCUAUUCUUAGCGAAAUUAAUUCCACGCGUUUGCCACAACGUCAAUCGUAUAUGCUACAUUUUCGGACCGCAGCUCCACCAUCCAAUACAGGAUAUUACACCUACCUAUCUCACAUCGAAUGUGAUAGCGACUCUGCGACAGGCGGACCACUUAGCUAAUCAAGUAUUGGCUUCAAACGGCUGCAUGGGCGCCGUCAGCCAGAUGCCUGUUGUUCUAAUACCAAUACACUUUGAUCGCGACGCGGCGUGUCGAACGUUAUCAUGUCAACGUUCCGUUGUGCUCAGGCCAUUCUGCACUAAUGAUUUCAUGACCGGCACACCCGCCAUCCCCGGCAAAGAUCUGCCAUUACAUGUAGUGAAAAAGAUGGUGACGGAAAUAUCCACGGUGCCUGGAAUUUCACGUGUUUUGUAUGACCUAACGUCUAAACCGCCAGGGACAACAGAAUGGGAGUAGUAAACACUCAUCUUGACUUUCUUUCUAUUUUUUUCACCAUCUCUGCGCGCGUAAUGACAUGGAAAAGUGACAAAAUAUAUCUAAAAACACGUAUAUAUACACACACACAUACACACACAUACACAUACACACACACAGAGGAUGUUUCAUGAAGACCGUAUCACCGCUCGUACGCAGGUAGAAGGAGUUAUUCUGAAUCGAAAAGUCCUGAACUAUUUUUUUUAUUACAUAUAAUAAAGGAGUAAUUA